This is a messenger RNA of Rhagoletis pomonella (apple maggot), 1253 nucleotides long. It is a transcript of the gene Nubpl, whose product is annotated as iron-sulfur protein NUBPL. Gene Ontology annotation, cellular component: mitochondrion. The transcript has 3 exons. The record is from RefSeq and is a predicted model, not a curated record. Gene Ontology annotation, molecular function: ATP-dependent FeS chaperone activity; 4 iron, 4 sulfur cluster binding; ATP binding. Bases 219 to 1166 code for a protein of 315 amino acids. Gene Ontology annotation, biological process: iron-sulfur cluster assembly; mitochondrial respiratory chain complex I assembly. NCBI's taxonomy places the organism in Eukaryota, Metazoa, Arthropoda, Insecta, Diptera, Tephritidae.
CCAGCUGGUUGUUGUUGUUAUUGUAGCAGCAUACAAAUUCCCCAAAGACUUUUUGGGGAGUGUUGCUGGAGUGACAGUCCUUGGCCAAAUAUAAAUCUGGGUCGUUCCGGUUACAUAGACCCGACUGUCGUGGGAACGUUGCCAGCUGGUAUCCGACCGUGGUUGCGUUGCUAUUCGCAAUCGACCCAGCAAAUUGUAAGGGACAUGUUUGCUUUUAAAUGGGGAUCUGUUCUAAACAGCUGAUUAUUGUUUACAUUAUUGUUUUUGACUCACUAUAUUUGACGGAAAAUGCUAAGGACGCAAUUUUUCCAUUUUUGCAAGCCACCCAACUGACUACAAAACAGAAGGAGCUGAUGGCACGUGGCCUGCCAAAACGAACUCCUCUUCCUGGAGUAGCGAACAUUUUGGUAGUUGCUUCAGGGAAAGGGGGUGUAGGUAAAUCAACUGUAGCCGUAAAUCUUGCUGUUAGCCUUGCAAACAAGGGAAAACGCGUUGGAUUAUUGGAUGCAGAUAUUUUCGGACCGUCCGUUCCUCUGAUGAUGAAUAUUCAUGAAGAGCCUUUGAUUGAUGAACAAAAUUUAAUGAUACCACCUAUCAAUUAUGGUGUUAAAUGUCUAUCCAUGGGACUGCUCGCCAGACAAUCUGAUGCAAUAAUUUGGCGUGGCCCACUAGUAAUGUCAGCAGUUCAACGACUAUUGAAAGGAGCAGUGUGGGCACCAAUUGAUAUACUCAUUGUAGACACGCCACCUGGCACUGGAGAUGUGCAUCUAUCGCUUUCUCAAAAUGUUCCUAUUACAGGUGUCCUGCUGGUUAGCACUCCGCAGAAGGCCGCGCUAGAAGUUACACUCCGUGGCGCAGAAAUGUAUCGAAAACUGGGAGUUCCGAUUAUUGGCUUAACAGAAAAUAUGGGCCAUGCCAUUUGCGGGAAUUGUCAAACACGUUUGGAAAUUUUUAAAAAUACAACAGAACAUUUCACAAAAAAAAUAGGCACGAAGAUAUUGGCUUCCAUUCCAUUGGAUGGAAAUAUUACCGAGUGCUGUGAUGAGGGUGUACCCCCUGUGAUCAAAUAUUCCGGGACUGAAUACGCCAAAAGCUAUCAACAGUUAGCUGAAUAUAUCAUUCGGACACUGGAAAUAAGUGGACCAGACAAACAGGAAGCGAAAUAAUAUGCCUAUGUACAAAAUGUUUACUUUUAUUUAUUUACAUAAUUAUUUCUACUUAAUUAAAAAAAUUAAACUCAUAAGCAUAACCUA